Guillardia theta CCMP2712 is the source of this 561-nucleotide messenger RNA. RefSeq lists its product as hypothetical. NCBI's taxonomy places the organism in Eukaryota, Cryptophyceae, Pyrenomonadales, Geminigeraceae. The transcript has 4 exons. The record is from RefSeq and is a predicted model, not a curated record. Gene Ontology annotation, cellular component: membrane. The annotation marks the transcript as partial. Gene Ontology annotation, molecular function: serine-type endopeptidase activity.
UGCAUGAUGCCGCAUGUGAUCUGGAUCGAUCAUCGCCAGUGCUACCGCAUCGUCACGUCGGCAUUCGUGCAUGGAGGGUUCUUGCAUCUGGGGUUCAACAUGUACAACUUCGUGUUUGCUGGGGGAAGGCUGGAGCAGAUGAUGGGAACUGUUCGCUUCGUGAACUUGAUCGUCGUGUGGGUGCUGGUCCUGGGAAUCCUCUACUUCGUCAUCGCGUUCGUGGGCGCCCUGUUCCAGUACGCCAGAUUCUGGAACGAGUGUGCUGUAGGAUUCUCUGGUGUGCUAUUUGCUAUCUUGACAGUAGACAGCUUCGCUGCUCCCCUCGGAACUCAGUUCUCGAUGUUUGGCUGGCAGAUCCCGGCGAGGUGGUACCCAUGGGCGAUGCUUAUCUUCACGCAAGUGCUGAUGCCAAACGUGUCCUUCAUCGGUCACCUCGUCGGCAUCCUGGGAGCGUUCGUCUUCUCGCACGGGCUGCUUGACUGUUUCAUGCUCCCGCCCUUCGUCGUCCUCUUCCUUGAGAAACGUGCCAUCAAGCUCGCACUCCUCCGACUCCCCUGCUGA